GAUCACUAAUCGUUUCUAUUUAUCGCUUAUAUAGACCUAGAAUAAGCCUUUCACUCACUAGAAACGUUGACCUAGUGUAAUAUUUUCCCGCCAUCGUUAGUACCAGAACUCUCUCAGCCGCCGCAUCUCCGUCACCGUCAUGGCGGAUAAGAAGAAGCGAAAGCGAGCUAAAGAUUCCCAAGAGGAGGAUCUUCCUUUCAAAAGCAUCCUCGAAUCAGACGAAGCUAUCCUGAAACUUCUCAAAUCCUACAUCUCCACUUCUCUAACCGCCGCGGGAAGUAGCGGUGCCUCCUCCUCGUCUUCAUCGAAACCGCUAACUCUAGCCGACCUCUCCCUCUCAUCCUCCUGCCGUGAAGUUGCGGAUCUCUCCCUCUCCUCCGUCCAGACGGAAAUAGAGACAGUCAUCGUUCAGAUCGCCCGUUCUAUCCUCGCGGGAGAUGGAUUCUCCUUCAGCGUUCCCUCGCGCGCCGCAUCUAACCAGCUCUAUGUCCCCGAGCUUGACCGUAUUGUGCUUAAAGACAAAUCUACCCUCCGUCCCUUUGCGUCAGUAUCUUCCGUCAGGAAAACUACAAUCACCACGCGGAUCCUCGCCCUUAUCCACCAACUCUGCCUCAGGAACAUCCACGUCACCAAGCGUGAUCUCUUCUACACUGACGUUAAGCUUUUCCAGGACCAGACACAGAGCGAUGCUGUGUUGGACGAUGUGUCGUGUAUGCUCGGCUGCACAAGGUCAAGCCUCAAUGUAAUUGCAGCAGAGAAAGGUGUGGUGGUGGGAAGGCUCAUAUUCAGUGACAACGGAGACAUGAUCGACUGCACAAAGAUGGGGAUGGGUGGGAAAGCAAUUCCACCGAACAUCGAUCGAGUUGGAGACAUGCAGAGUGAUGCUAUGUUCAUACUCUUAGUUGAGAAAGAUGCAGCUUACAUAAGGUUAGCUGAAGACAGAUUCUACAACCGGUUCCCCUGCAUCAUCGUCACUGCAAAAGGCCAGCCCGAUGUAGCCACAAGGCUGUUCUUGAGGAAGAUGAAAAUGGAGCUCAAGCUUCCGGUGCUCGCCUUGGUGGAUAGUGAUCCUUACGGGUUGAAGAUUCUGUCGGUUUAUGGAUGCGGGUCGAAGAACAUGUCUUACGAUAGUGCAAACUUGACUACACCUGAUAUUAAGUGGCUUGGGAUCAGGCCAAGUGAUUUGGACAAGUACAAGAUACCUGAGCAGUGUAGGUUGCCGAUGACAGAGCAGGAUAUCAAGACCGGGAAGGAUAUGCUAGAGGAGGAUUUCGUGAAGAAGAAUCCCGGGUGGGUCGAAGAACUUAACCUGAUGGUGAAGACAAAGCAGAAGGCUGAGAUUCAGGCGUUGAGUUCUUUUGGUUUCCAGUAUUUAUCAGAAGUUUACUUGCCCCUGAAACUGCAGCAGCAGGAUUGGCUCUGAUCUUCAGGUUGCUGUUCUUAUUGAGUUACUGAUCAGUUAGAGACCAACAAGUUUUCUGAUAUGAGUUAUUGCAAUUUAAAUUGUGUUGUAUGGGUUUACACAGAACUGGGAAGAUAUUUGUAAGCUGCUUUAUUCUGAAUGUACACAGAUAUUUGCAUCAA
Brassica oleracea var. oleracea is the source of this 1584-nucleotide messenger RNA. RefSeq names its product DNA topoisomerase 6 subunit A. Gene Ontology annotation, molecular function: DNA topoisomerase type II (double strand cut, ATP-hydrolyzing) activity; DNA binding; ATP binding. The coding region runs from base 140 to 1423 and encodes 427 amino acids. Gene Ontology annotation, biological process: DNA topological change; reciprocal meiotic recombination; meiotic DNA double-strand break formation. Gene Ontology annotation, cellular component: nuclear chromosome. The transcript is spliced from 2 exons. Lineage: Eukaryota; Viridiplantae; Streptophyta; Magnoliopsida; Brassicales; Brassicaceae. The record is from RefSeq and is a predicted model, not a curated record.